Oenanthe melanoleuca is the source of this 686-nucleotide messenger RNA. RefSeq names its product StAR related lipid transfer domain containing 7 (gene STARD7). Gene Ontology annotation, molecular function: lipid binding. NCBI's taxonomy places the organism in Eukaryota, Metazoa, Chordata, Aves, Passeriformes, Muscicapidae. The record is from RefSeq and is a predicted model, not a curated record. The transcript is spliced from 6 exons. The annotation marks the transcript as partial.
GAGGAGGAGGAGCUGCGGCGGUCGGCGCAGGAGCUGCAGCAGCUGGAGCAGCCGGAGCAGUUCCGGGAGCAGGAGCGGCGCUGGGAGCUGCUGAUGGAGCGCGAGCGCUUCCGCCUCUGGCGCCGCCCCAUCCCCGGCUCGGCGCUCUUCCAGUACCGAGUUUUCGGCUCCUACACGGACGUCACUCCCAGACAAUUCUUCAACGUCCAGCUGGACACAGAGUACAGGAAGAAGUGGGACUCGCUGGUGAUCAAGCUGGACGUGGUGGAGCGAGACCCGGCCACGGGCUCCGAGCUGGUGCACUGGGUCACGCAGUUCCCGUACCCGAUGUAUUCCCGCGAUUACGUUUACGUUCGGCGCUACAGCGUCGACAGCGACCGCAACCUGAUGGUGCUCGUCUCACGGGCCGUGGAACAUCCCGGAAUUCCCGAGGAUCCCGAGCACGUGCGGGUGCGGAGCUACGAGUCCCACAUGGUGAUCCGGCCCCACCGCAGCUUCGACGAGGUGGGAGAGGGGAAACCCCAAAAAAUCCCCAAAUUCCCCAAAAUUCCCCAAAAUUCCCCAAAAUUCCUGGGGUCUGGGGUGGUUCCCGCAGCCAGGAUUGGAAAAACGGGCUGGAAAACUUUAAAAACGGGGAAAAAAACCAAAAAAAAACACCCAGAACAUGGGGAAAUCCUAAAUUUGGG